Acanthoscelides obtectus is the source of this 636-nucleotide messenger RNA. The record is from the annotation of a GenBank genome assembly. NCBI's taxonomy places the organism in Eukaryota, Metazoa, Arthropoda, Insecta, Coleoptera, Chrysomelidae.
UUGAGUCUGUUAGUACCAGAAUAUGUUAUCCCCAUAAUCAAUAUCAUUAUGCAAGCAACCGCGAAUAAUCUAGAUGACAUUGCAGUCCUCCAUAAUGAUAUGGAUGCAAUUAUAGCUGACCUGGAAGGUGACGGAAUUCAACUGACUCAGAUGACAACUGACAUAGAACUCCAGGAGUUCAUUCAAAUCAGACCUGCUGAAGCUGCCGUGUUGGAAAAUACCUGUACAAUGAAUAAUCCCACAACAACCCCGCUUUCAGCAGUGAAGGCUCACAUCUCGCCUUCAGAAUCGUUAAACCAGAUGAAGCACGUGAUUGAAAGAACAAAGAAAACCACCACCAAGCAGCCGAACAGUCAAACUGGUAUAAAUGCUGUCAAAGCAAGUAUAAUGCCAAUGAAAUCAGACAUCCAAAAUACCGAGCGACAAUUGGCAGUGGAAAUGCAUAAGAAUCAAAAACUGCGAGAACUUCUUCUUCAAGACGAGGAAUUUCUUAAACAGUUAGACGAGGACAGAAAGCGCAUACGUGAACAGAAAAAUAUUAGAAAACGACAUAAUAUGGACGAUGCGAUGAAAAGGGUUAACAACUUGAAAGAAAUGGCACAACGGAAGAGGGGCAAGCUUUUAGAAGAAAAAUAA